Molecule: messenger RNA, 657 nt
Organism: Echinostoma caproni
Lineage: Eukaryota; Metazoa; Platyhelminthes; Trematoda; Plagiorchiida; Echinostomatidae
Source: the annotation of a GenBank genome assembly
AUGGCAUCGACCACAAACAAUUCUUUCACGAAAUUUCCCCGUCGCACUUCUGUCACACCUGCUGCCACUCAGUUCUCUCGUUCAUCGACCGAUGCAGCCACCGGUGGACGAAGCACCUCAUUCAAUCGACGCUCAAGCAGUCAAAAUGCAGAUUCCGGUUUCUCUCCGGCCGAUAAAUUACGACGCAUGUCCAUGUUGUUUUCUAUUGAUAAAACUCGUACACGAGAUGCCAUCCUCGCGGCUUUAGAGGACCCCGCUCGGACGGAAUAUCGACGACUCAAAUACCAGAACGAACAUUUGCUUACCGAAUGGAAACAGUUAAAGAAGUUUAUUGAACAACUACAAACGGACUACGAGUCCUCACGUCAAUUGGAUCCUUUUAGACGAUUCAAACAACUGCAAGCUAUGACUAAAAGAACUGUGAUGCAUUUGCGACUCACUGAAGUGGGAAGCGUGAACACGGAUUCCUCUCUGACCUCGGAGGUUGCACUGCAGGGCAGUGUGGUUCAGAGCGAGGCAAAAGAACGUGAAAUUGAAAAACGCAUCACUCAGCUCUGUGACAGUUCAACUCAGCGAUCAUGUGAAGAGGUCGAAAGGCAAAUGCAAAUGGGCUCAACGUGCAUGAUGCGAGCGCUGAAAGGAAAUCAUGUGACCUAG